UUGAUAACAACAAUUUCAGACGAUGAAAACGUCGACAAAUCUGGAUUAUUUUUGAACUUGGAAAAUGAUGAUAUUCCUGAACCCGUAAUAGUAACUGCUUUUUCCGAAGAUUUUUCAUUACAAGCGAAACGAUUGAUAACAUCAAUACGCCAAUAUUGGCCUCAUCAAGUGAUUAUCAUUUAUGAUCUUGGUUUAGACGAGUCAAAUAUUCAAUUAUUUAAAUCCUUAUGCAAUAUUAUCUAUAGAAAAUUCGAUUUUAACAAAUAUCCUCCAGUCGUAUCAAAUCUGUAUAGUUAUCGAUGGAAGCCUAUAAUAAUUGCUGAGGUUCUUCAAGAAUAUAAAGCUAUUUGGUAUGUGGAUAGUAGUGUAAUUUUUAAGAAAAAUGAUUUGAAUCAUGUCUAUGAACUUAUGCGAUGUCCUUCAAAAAUGCUAAUACCAGAAAUUGCGGAUAGAGAUUUGAGAGAGCAAUUCACUCCACUUGAAAAUGGUUGGAAUAUUGAAACAUGGAUGAGAAAUAUAGCAGAAUGUCGAAAAUCGACCUAUCUUUUCCAUGGCUAUAGUGGUCAUGGAAUUUUUUCCGCAACUAAUCCAGGCACAUACAAAUUUAUUCCAACAAAUUUCGAUGAAAUUAAAAAGCCGAAAGCGAAAAUGUAUGAAGCUGGUAUCGUUUAUGUUAUACAAACUGCCGAAACAAUUCGAAAUAUAUUAAAAUGGUAUGUCGCAUGCGCAUUAGAAGAACAAUGUAUGGCUCCAUCGAAUGCUAAAUUGCAAUGCAAUUUCGAUGAAAAUGAUCGUUUUGGUAAAUAUGCAAAUUGUCACCGUUAUGAUCAAUCCGUUGUAAAUUUAUUGGCUGCCAACGCUUUUCUCUACGAUCGUCAUUACUAUGUUAGCGAAAUUGUCGAUUUUUUUGGCGUUGUACGGGCAAAUAAUUAUUUUAUUAACAGUGGUUCGUUUAUAUUAUCCUGCAAUAAUUCUAUAUAA
Dracunculus medinensis (Guinea worm) is the source of this 981-nucleotide messenger RNA. The record is from the annotation of a GenBank genome assembly. NCBI's taxonomy places the organism in Eukaryota, Metazoa, Nematoda, Chromadorea, Rhabditida, Dracunculidae.